Molecule: messenger RNA, 1248 nt
Organism: Letharia lupina
Lineage: Eukaryota; Fungi; Ascomycota; Lecanoromycetes; Lecanorales; Parmeliaceae
Exons: 5
Coding region: 1-1248 (415 amino acids)
Biological process (GO): signal transduction; endocytosis; peptidyl-serine phosphorylation
Cellular component (GO): cytoplasm; nucleus
Molecular function (GO): protein serine/threonine kinase activity; ATP binding
Source: RefSeq, a predicted model, not a curated record
AUGACUACAAUGGAUCUUCGCGUGGGGAACAAGUACCGUAUUGGCCGCAAGAUUGGCAGUGGAAGCUUCGGUGAUAUUUAUCUCGGCACCAACAUCAUUUCUGGAGAGGAAAUUGCCAUCAAGUUGGAAAGUGUGAAGGCCAAGCAUCCUCAACUUGAAUAUGAAGCUCGUGUUUACAAGUCCUUGGCCGGAGGAGUCGGGAUCCCGUUCGUUCGUUGGUUCGGAACCGAGUGCGAUUACAAUGCUAUGGUACUUGACCUUCUCGGACCUAGCUUGGAGGAUCUCUUCAACUUUUGCAACCGCAAAUUCUCCCUCAAGACGGUCCUUCUACUCGCCGAUCAGCUCAUUUCCCGUAUCGAAUACAUUCACGCCAAAUCUUUCAUCCAUCGUGAUAUCAAGCCGGACAACUUCUUGAUGGGGAUUGGGAAGCGUGGAAAUCAGGUCAAUGUCAUCGACUUCGGAUUGGCAAAGAAAUACCGUGACCCAAAGACGCACUUUCACAUUCCAUACCGUGAGAACAAGAACUUGACGGGGACUGCCCGUUAUGCAUCCAUCAACACUCAUCUAGGAGUUGAACAAUCUCGUCGUGAUGACAUGGAGUCCCUUGGAUAUGUCAUGCUCUACUUCUGCCGCGGCUCUCUGCCCUGGCAGGGACUGAAGGCUGCCACCAAGAAGCAGAAGUAUGACCGCAUCAUGGAAAAGAAGAUGACGACUCCAACCGAGGUUCUUUGCCGUGGAUUUCCCAACGAGUUUGCCAUCUACCUGAACUACACUCGUUCCCUCCGUUUCGAUGACAAGCCGGACUACUCUUACCUCCGCAAGAUCUUCCGUGACCUGUUUGUCCGUGAAGGAUUCCAGUAUGAUUACGUCUUUGACUGGACCGUCUACAAGUAUCAGAAGAAUGCUCAAGCUAUUGCGGCAAGCAACAAUCAGACUGCUGUGCAAGAAGAAGAAGAGAAGCCAGCUCGUCGUCACGCCGGAGGUACGAACGCCGCAACUGCAGGCAUUAACCCCCCUCAGAACACAUCCUCAGCUAGCAAACCAGGUGCCAUUGCCAGCCAGAGACGUAAAGUCAUUGAGCGUCCUCCGGGCGUCGACACCCCUGAUACGAACCGUGCAGUAGGAGGAAGUGACAGGAUGCUGCGCUCUGCCUCCAAGGGAGUCACUGGUGCUGGGUUCUCGAGACCUAGCAACGGUGUCUACCGUGUGAAGCAGGGAGGACAGAAAGGGGACGGUGGAUGGUACUGA